AUGUUUUCAAUCUAUAAAACAAUUCAUCCUCCUACUGGUAUUGAACAUGCUGUUUGGGCUCGUUUUAUAUCUCCAUUAGAAAAUAGUUUAAUAUUAAGUAGUGCAAACUAUUUAUAUGUUUAUCGUAUUACUUCGCAUGCAUUAAAAUUUGAAUGUUUACAUACAUUUGUUCUAUGGGGAAAUAUUUGUUCAAUAACACCAUGUCGUCUUGGUCCAUCAUCAUCAUCAUUAAUACCAUCAAAAGAUGCUUUAUUUUUAUCAUUUAUGGAUGCUAAAUUAUCUUUAAUUGAAUUCGAUCCGACAAUACAAGAUUUAAAAACUUUAUCAAUGCAUUAUUUUGAAGAUGAAUUAGCUAAAGAAGGUCAAUGGUUUAAUUAUUCACCACCUAUUGUACGUGUUGAUCCUGAUAUGCGUUGUGCUUGUAUGCUUAUUUAUAAUUCAAAACUUGUUAUUAUACCAUUUUUUAGUCAAUUGGAUAGAGAAAUUAUUACAAGUGAAACUAUACCGAGUACAGCAAAUAUAACACCUGGUAGUUCAAGAAGUUCAUCUUUAUCUUCUUAUAUUGUUCAUUUAAAAAAACUUGAUGCAUCAUUAACUGGUCGUAUAAUUGAUUUACAAUUUUUACAUAGUUAUUAUGAACCAACAUUAUUCAUAUUAUGUGAAUCAAGUCGAACAUGGGUUGGUCGUGUAGCUGUAAAAAAAGAUACAUGUUGUAGUGUUGCACUUUCAAUAAAUGUUGCUCAAAAAUCUAAUCCAGUUAUAUGGCCUGUUGAUAAAUUACCAUUUGAUUGUCUUAGUUGUUUAUCUGUACCUAAACCUAUUGGUGGUAUUCUUGUUUUAGCAACAAAUUCAAUUAUUUAUCUUAAUCAAAGUAUUCCAGCUUAUGGUGUUGCAUUAAAUACAUUAACACGUGAUUCAACAAAAUAUCCAUUAAGACCAUUAUAUGAUCUUAAAAUAGCACUUGAUCUAGCUGAAGCAAUAUUUAUAUCUAAUGAUAAAGUUCUUAUAUCAAUUAAAACAGGUGAUAUUUAUUUAUUAACAUUACAUACAGAUACAAUGCGUACAAUGAAAGAAUUUACAUUUGAUCGUAUUGGAUCAACUGUAUUAUGUAAUUGUUUAUGCAAAUGUGAUGAAAAUUUAAUAUUUUUUGGUUCACGUCUUGGUAAUUCUUUACUUCUUCGUUUACAUGAAAAUACAAUUAUAGAUCCAACAUCAAUUGAUACAAUUGAAACAAUGAAUGGUGAUGAAAAUGAAAAUAUUCGUAAUGAUAUUCAUGAACAAUCUGAAUUAAUAAAUGAAUCAAUGAAUAAAACAAAUUUAUCUGAUAGUAUUGAUAAUGAUAUAAUUAUUUCUAAUAAUAAAAAUGAUAUUAUAUUUUUUACAAGUGAAAUUGAUACAAAUGAAUCAAAAAAACAAACAUAUACAUAUUCAUUUGAAUAUUGUGAUAAUCUUAUUAAUAUUGGUCCAUGUGGUUAUGCUAUUGUUGGUGAAGGUGAUAGUGAAGAAAUACGUUUAUUACAACGUCAUUUACCAUUACAUUAUCAAACAACACCAUUAGAUUUUGUUACAACAUCUGGUACAAAUAAAUGUGGAUCUAUAUCAAUAUUACAACAAACAAUUAAACCUGAAUUAAUAACAACACAAGCAUUACCUGGUUCAAUUGAUAUGUGGACUGUUUAUUCAUCAACAAAUGAACAAAAUGAAAAACGUGAACAUUCAUUUAUAUUAAUAAGUCAAGAAACAUCAACAUUAAUAUUUCAAACUGGUAUUGAUAUAACGGAAUUAGAACAAGGUGGAUUUUUAACAAAUGAACAAACAAUUUUUUGUGGAAAUAUUGGUGAACAAUUAAUUGUACAAAUAACAAGAUUACAUAUUAUACUUUUACGUGAUAGUACACAAUUACAAAUGAUUUCAUUUGAAAAUAAUCCAAUACGUUUUGCAACAAGUCUUGAUCGUUAUUUAGCUAUAUUAACAACACAUGGUAUUAUUCAUAUUUAUUUACUUGUAGACAUUAAUAAUGAACAAUCAAAACUUAUUGAAUAUUAUAAAUUAAAUGAUAAAAAAUAUAUAUGUGUUAAUUUAUAUACUGAUCAUAGUGGAUUAUUUACAACAACAAUAAAUAAUAAUAAUAAUAAUAAUAAUAUGAAUAAUAUUUAUUCGCAUUCAACAAUAUUAAAUUCACCUAAACAAGAAAUAAUUCAACAAACUAUUGUAUCUUUACCAUCGAAUCCACUUGAUUCAACAGAAUUUACUGGAGGUGAUGAUGAAGAUGAAUGGUUAUAUGGAGGAAAAACAAUUGAAAAUCCAUUAGCAUCUAUAACAACUAUUGAACCUAUGGAUAGUUCAAAUAUUUCUACAACAACAAAACCUCUUCCUUUAAAUAAUAAUAAUAAUGAUAAUGCAAUAAAUAUUAUUCCAACUACACGUUGGUUAAUAGCUAUUAGUAAAGAUGGAACAUUAAGUAUACAUGAAUUAAUGACUGAUGAAACAAAAUCAGCAAUAAUACGAUAUGAAAUAGCACGUUUUAAUAGUGGACUUAAAAUACUUGUCGAUGUCAAUGAUGCAAGUCCAUUAAUGACACAUUAUCUAGGCAAAAUUGAAACAUCAUGUUCAGCAUAUGUUUAUGAAUUACUUGUUAUUGGUUUAGGACCAAAAAAAGAUCGAGUGUAUAUGAUUGCACGAAUUGAUGAAGAUCUUAUUUUAUAUGAAGCUUUUCCCUAUCAAAAUUUACCAGAAGAUCGUUUAAAAUUACGUUUUCAUCGUGUAACAUGUAAUGCAUUAGUUCGAACAAAAAAAUCGAGUGCAAAAAAAAAUGCUGCAAAAAGACAAAAAGAUGCUGCACAAUUACAACAACAACAAAAUCAAGUAAAACAAAAUCCUAAUGCUCAUGAACCACUUCCAGUACAAACUGAUCUACUUGAUGAUGAAAUGAAUGAAUAUCAACGAAUGUUAUUAAGACCUUUUAAUGAUGUAGCUAAUCAUUCUGGGAUAUUUAUAUGUGGUACUCAUCCAUAUUGGUUAAUAUGGUCUAAAGGUAAUUUACGAGCUUUUCCAAUGAAUGUCGAUGGAGCAAUAAAAACAUUUGCUGAAUUUAAUAAUAAUAGUUGUCCUAAUGGUUAUUUAUAUUUUAAUCAAAAAGAUGAUUUAAGAAUAUCUGUUAUGCCAUCAAAACGAAUAUUAGAUACACCAUGGCCUCUACAAAAAAUUCCAUUUAAACAAACAGUACAUUUCUUAUGUUAUCAUGUUGAAAGCAAAUUAUAUGCUGCAACUAUAAGUACUAAUGAACCAACAAAUACAUUAGUACAACCAUCCGGUGAAGAUCGUGAAUCAAUAACAUAUCAAAAAGAAUCUAAUUUUCUUUUACCUUUACGUGAACAGUUUUUUGUACAACUUUAUUCAGCUAUUAAAUGGGAACCAAUUCCAAAUGCUAAAAUAACUAUGAACGAAUGGGAACAUGUAACAUGUAUGAAAACUAUUGCAUUAAGAUUUCAAGGAAAUUUAAUGAAAACUUAUAUUGCUAUUGGUACAGCUAAUUGUUUUAAUGAAGAUGUUGUUAGUAGAGGACGUGUUAUUCUAUUUGAUAUUAUUGAAGUUGUUCCAGAAGUUAAUCAACCACUUACUAAACAUAAAUUAAAAAUUGUUCAUGAUCGUGAAGAGAAAGGUCCUGUAACAGCCGUAGAUUCAAUUCUUGGUUAUUUAGUUGCUGCUGUUGGUCAAAAAGUUUAUAUAUGGCAAUAUCAAAAUAAUAGUUUAAAAGGCAUUGCUUUUGUUGAUAUACAAAUAUAUUGUCAUCGAAUGGUAACAAUAAAAAAUUAUAUUCUUAUUGGUGAUGUACAUAAAAGUAUUGCUUUAUUACGUUAUCAAGAAAAUAUGCGCGUUUUAUCAUAUGUUAGUCGAGAUUCACGUCAAUUAGAUAUAUUUGCAACAGAUUUUUUUAUUGAUCAAUCCCAUAUACAAUUUGUUGCUACAGAUUCUGAUCGUAAUAUGUAUAUUUAUGCUCAUGCUCCAACACAAAAAGAAACUCAAGGUGGACAAUGGCUUUUACGAAAAUCAGAUUUUCAUAUUGGAUAUCCUGUUACAUCAACAAUAAGAAUGUUAGUUAAUGUGAAUAAUUUAACAGCAAAACAAAAUUUUGAAAAUAAACAAGCUUUAUUAAUGCCAACUCUUGAUGGUGCUAUUGGUUGUCUUGUACCUUUAAAUGAAAAAAUCUUUCGACGACUAGCUAUGUUACAAAAUUCGUUGACAACAAUGUUUCCACAAUACUGUGGCUUAAAUCCAAAAAGUUUUCGAAUAUGUAAAACACGACGAAAACAACUUGAUAAUCCUCAAAAAAAUACUCUUGAUGGCGAUUUACUUUGGCGAUAUUUUGAUCUUAGCUUUAUUGAACGUAAUGAAUUACUCAGUCGUCUUGGAAUGACACCAGAUCAAUUCCACGAAGAUCUGACUGAUAUUGCACGAGCUGUGACUUUAUUCUAA
Messenger RNA from Rotaria sp. Silwood1, 4476 nucleotides. The record is from the annotation of a GenBank genome assembly. NCBI's taxonomy places the organism in Eukaryota, Metazoa, Rotifera, Eurotatoria, Philodinida, Philodinidae.